GUGUGACAUUAGUGGUUCGUUUGUUUGUAAGACAGUUCGCCUAAAGCUGCAGUCACAUUCAGAUAAACCAACUGCAGACAUGGGAUGGUCUUACUGUGUUUUAUGGUUUCUAUAUUUGUCAACAAGUGAGUGCUGGCAGCUGCCUCACACUGAACCUGUAAUACACGGUGAGGUCCGGUCCCCUCAGUAUCCCCAGCCUUACUAUCCAAACCUGCUGAAGCAAUGGCACCUCUGGGUUCCUAAGGGCUACCAGAUCCGGCUAUCUCUAACACAUCUGGAUAUUAAAGCUUCUGCAGGCUGCUAUGAAGACUCUCUGACGGUUCUCGAUGAUCAAAAGAUCUUGGAAAAGUUUUGUGGUCAGGCAAAUUCAACUGACCACCCAGGCAAAGAGCCGAUCCUUUCUCAAAGCAACAGACUAACUCUCAUUUUCCAAACAAGUGACUCCACUGCAGAGCUUCAACAGCACACUGGUUUCUCUGCUACCUACAAGGCAAUAGACGUGGAUGAAUGUUUAAAACCGGACCCUGGUCAUGGGUCAGGUCCACCCUGCACCCAGAUCUGCAUCAACACCCCUGGUUCUUACCGCUGCUCCUGCCACCAUGGUUACAAAAUUCAUCUAGACCAAUACACGUGUUUGUUAUCUUGUGGUGAUUGCAUAUUUGACAAACAUAAGGGAAAGCUGUUCAGUCCAGGGUACCCUGGCCCCUCACCUCCUUUUCUCUCCUGCAAGUACAUCAUCUCUGUGGAGCCCAGAUUCACUGUCACUCUCAACUUCACUGACAAGUUCCACAUAAAGAGUGUGGACACUGAGCAAGGACCCAGGUGUUUACAUCACUGGCUGCAGGUGACCAUCCCAGACAGAGAGCCAAUGAAGCUGUGUGGUGGGAAGAGUCCAGGUCUGAUAGCUACAAAUGCCAGUACUGUCAGACUGGACUACCACACUGAUGACGAAGGCCUAAGUCACGGCUGGGGCCUGGAGUACACCACAAACGAGGUCAAAUGUCCAUUCCUAGGUAAUGUCUCCAAAGGCAGAGUGACUCCUGUUUUAAAUGAAUAUUUUUUCAGAGAUUACAUCUAUGUGACCUGUGACCAAGGAUACAGGCUGAUGAUGGAUGGUCAUGAGAUCAGUACAUUCUCAGCCAUGUGUCAAAGCGAUGGACAGUGGCACCUCCCCCUGGCAAAAUGCCAGAUUACUUUCGACUGUAAAGCAGAUGGAAAGUGGAGAUCCAAACACAGCGAUGUCAUUCCUACGUGUAUACCUGUCUGUGGCAAGCCCACAAAACAAAUCGCUGCCUAUCAGAGAAUCAUUGGAGGCAAAGAAGCUCCAGAUGAUACAAUCCCCUGGCAAGUGUUACUGAGUGUAGAUGGACAUAGGGCAGGAGGCAUGGUGAUUGCAGACCGCUGGAUUUUGACUGCAGCUCAUGUCCUCAAACAUAAUGGAAAUAUCACAUCAAGCGAGGCUGUACGGGCUUACAUGGGACUCACUAAUAUUAAGGGCCUGCAGCUGUCUCCUUUGAAUGCUGCUUCAGUCCAUGUUCACCCUGAAUACAACAACCCAAACGGCUUAAACUACAACCAUGACAUUGGCUUGGUCAAACUGCAAGAACCAAUCACCUUCAACUCAUCCAUUAUGCCAAUAUGUUUACCAGCAGAGGAUGCCACCUAUGUCACUGGCAUGAUGGGAAUGGUGUCAGGCUUUGGUCUCACAGAUUUGGGCAGACGGAAGAGUCUAACAAAUAAGCUGAAGUAUGUGCAGCUCCCAGUUGUGGAGCAGGAGGAAUGCAGCAAUUCAAUCACUUUGGCAAAGAGGACAAGGAAAUAUCUACCAAAUCUGACAAAUAACAUGUUUUGUGCUGGAGUCCCUGAAGGUGGGAAGGACUCAUGCCAAGGUGAUGCUGGAGGGCCCUUUGUCUUAAGAGAUGAUGGACAGUUCUGGGCUGCUGGGAUUGUCAGCUGGGGGGUUGACUGCGGACAGCAGGGAACAUACGGAGUCUAUACAAGAGUGGCUAACUACCUGGACUGGAUCAAGAAAACCACGCAAGAGAACUGAAUUUGCUAUAUUAGACUAAAGUUAAUUAAACUUAAUGUGUUGAACAACAAGUACAGCCAAAUAAAAACAAAUAAGA
Molecule: messenger RNA, 2126 nt
Organism: Larimichthys crocea (large yellow croaker)
Lineage: Eukaryota; Metazoa; Chordata; Actinopteri; Sciaenidae
Product: complement C1r-A subcomponent-like
Exons: 12
Coding region: 80-2050 (656 amino acids)
Biological process (GO): complement activation; zymogen activation
Cellular component (GO): blood microparticle; extracellular region
Molecular function (GO): calcium ion binding; serine-type endopeptidase activity
Source: RefSeq, a predicted model, not a curated record